Messenger RNA from Paramuricea clavata, 558 nucleotides. The record is from the annotation of a GenBank genome assembly. Lineage: Eukaryota; Metazoa; Cnidaria; Anthozoa; Malacalcyonacea; Plexauridae.
AUGUUCAAUGAAUAUUUUGUUUCCAUCUUCUCCUCUGACUCGGACGUCGCCUUUGAACAUGGUGAUCGUCUGCAUAACGUAGAGUUUGAGAAUAUCACAUUAUCGGAGGAAGAAGUGCUAGCUGUGAUAAUGAAUUUAGACCAUAAUAAAGCACAUGGCCCAGAUAAUAUUCCAGCCCGCCUACUGAAAGAGACAGCCGCGCAGAUUGCACCAUCUCUCUGUUCUCUUUUCAAAAAGUCUUUACGUAUUGGCGUUGUGCCUGACGAUUGGAAACUCGCUAACGUGGUCCCUGUUUACAAACACGGAGAAAAAGCGGAGGUAGAAAAUUACCGACCAAUUUCACUACUGUCCCUUAUAUCAAAAACCCUCGAACGUUGUGUAUUUAACAACAUCAAACAUCAUGCUUAUGAUCAGAUAAACCCUUGCCAAAACGGUUUUGUGCCGAAAAAAUCCUGCAUCACCCAACUCAUCAAAGUCCUUGAUCACAUUGGCCGUGACUUAGAUCGUGGUAAACAAAUUGACGUAAUUUAUUUAGACAUGUCAAAGGCCUUUGAUAAA